This is a messenger RNA of Astrephomene gubernaculifera, 491 nucleotides long. The record is from the annotation of a GenBank genome assembly. NCBI's taxonomy places the organism in Eukaryota, Viridiplantae, Chlorophyta, Chlorophyceae, Chlamydomonadales, Astrephomenaceae.
CUUUCGAAGACUGAACAAAAUGGCCGCUACCAUGCGCCUGUCCGCUAAGGCUCAGGGCCGCGUUGGCGUCGCCCGCGCGGGCCGGAAGCUUACCGUUCGCGUUCAGGCCUAUGGCAUGAAGGCCGAGUAUAUCUGGGCCGAUGGCAACGAGGGUCGCCCAGAGAAGGGCAUGAUCUUCAACGAGAUGCGCUCCAAGACCAAGGUGUUCGACGAGCCGCUCGGCCUGGACGCCGCCGAGUACCCCGACUGGUCCUUCGACGGCUCCUCCACCGGCCAGGCAGCGGGCAACAACUCCGACUGCAUCCUCAGGCCCGUGCGUGUGAUCUCCGACCCCAUCCGCGGCGGCCCGCACGUGCUGGUGAUGUGCGAGGUGUUCGCCCCCGACGGCACCCCGCACCCCACCAACACCCGCGCCAAGCUGCGCGACAUCAUCGACGACAAGGUGCUGGCUGAGGACUGCUGGUAUGGGCUGGAGCAGGAGUACACCAUGC